AUCACCCGGAGAUUCCGCAAAUACACCUGCAUCAAUACCAUUACCCCAACACACAGCACAUCACCCCAUCAUGGCAACCGAUGACGUACAAAUCCCGCAGCACGUGGGUCUUGCUGAAGCACCCCGCGAAGUCGAAGCCAUCAAAGCCCAAGAGAAGGAAUCAAUCUUGCCGUACUGGGAUUCCAGCGUUGCGUUUAAGCUCGGGUACAACAUCCGCACGAGGCUACUGACUUUCGAGCGACCGGCUGUGGUGAACAUCUCCACGAUCAGCACACCAGGCCACGUGCUCUUCCACUCUGUAACACACUCCGGCACAGCUCUAGACAACGACUUCUGGGUCUCCCGCAAACGCGCAGCCGUCAUCCGCUUCAACGCCAGUACAUGGCGUCUGCAAAACCAAUUUGAAGGUGAUGAAGAGAAGUUCAAGGCCAAGAUGGGCCUGGGCGAAACAGCGAAAGACUAUGCGAUCCAUGGCGGCGGUGUACCUAUCUUCAUUAAGAAUUGUGACGGACCUGUUGCGGUGGUUGUGGUUAGUGGGUUGAAGCAGUGGGAUGAUCAUCAGGUUGUGAUUGAGGAGUUGGGCAAGUUGUGCAAGGAUAUGGAGAGUGGGAAUGGCCGGACGCCUGUUUAGGUAUAGCGGGUUGGUGAGUUAUUGUGUAUAAAAGAUGGUCUUUGGGGCGUGGGCUCUGUGUCUUGUAUUGUCAUCGAGUUGGCGGUACAUUAAAAACCAUUCGUGGAAAUCUAUGGAAUGUACUAAAA
Pyrenophora tritici-repentis Pt-1C-BFP is the source of this 759-nucleotide messenger RNA. RefSeq lists its product as uncharacterized. Gene Ontology annotation, cellular component: TRC complex. Lineage: Eukaryota; Fungi; Ascomycota; Dothideomycetes; Pleosporales; Pleosporaceae. Gene Ontology annotation, biological process: post-translational protein targeting to endoplasmic reticulum membrane. The record is from RefSeq and is a predicted model, not a curated record.